CCGUUAAAUACCCCGUUAGUAGCUCUUUCUGCAAUGCUGACCUGGCAAAAAAAACUGAGGUGGAAUUGAGAACGUGGCAUCCAUGUGGAAGUGAUUAAGUAAAUAAUAGCAUAAAACGUAAAAAAAUAAAACAAAUAUUACCCCUCCUCUCCUCUCACAUCCAUUCAUCCAAUUCUUAUCCUCAACCCCUUCUUCUCUCGUCUGUCCAUCUCCCCCUUUGUCUGCAAAGACACGAAGUCGCCGACGAGGAUCCACUCACCGUCCUGCAGGCGUGGCGGCGAGACUGCCAUUGCCUGAGUCCCCCCUACCAAAAAUCCCAAUCCUUUUUCUUUCACCCAUCCGAAGUAACGAAACAAACCCCCCAUCGUCAAUCCAAAUCCCCAAUCUUUGAUCCAGGUCUGGAGAGCUCAUCAUCGACAAGAAGCCACCACUGCCUCGGAGUACGCACCGGGGACUCCCCGGUAUGCGACUCGGAGCUGCGCUCCGUGCAUCGGAGCUAGAGCGAGGUCGGUGAUAGUCAACGCCUUCUGCAAUCGACGGCAGUUGCAGUACCGUAGGUCGGGACCAAAUCCAGGUCAAUAGUCUUGUGACCGUUGACCGAAUCUAUGAAAUCGAGUUCAUUUUCUCUUCCAGAUCUAGGAUGCUCCUGAGUGGCGACUUUGCUGGAGAGGAUGGCGCAUGAGCUCUGCCAGUUUGAUCUGCUGCGGACGACGCCAGUGGGGCAGUUGACGGAGUCGUAGGAGCGGUGGAUGCAGUGGACGACGAGUGGUGCUGCCACGGCGGAGGGACGGCUAGCCCCGAUUAACGAGGAGUUGAGAGACGACAGAGGCUGGGUAGGGCGGAGGAAGCUAGGUGACGGUGGAGGAAGAUAGGGGAAGAAGAAGAGGGAGACAGGGGAGGGCGGAGGAAGCCAGUGACGGUGGAGGAAGAUAUGGGAAGAAGAAGAAGAGAGAGACAGGGGAGGGCGGAGGAAGCAAGGUGACAGUGGAGGAAGAUAGGGGGGGGGGGGGGGAAGGGAGAUUGGUUGAGUUUGUUUUUCAACUUUAAUUUUUUAAUUUUUUUAAUUUAAAAAUAAAAAUUAUAUAUUUAAUUAUUUGCUGAUGUGGAAGCCAAUAUGGAUGCUAACAUGGCAGUCUCCGUUACAAAUUUAACUGUGCUAACAGACUGUUAGCCAUAUCUUGACCCGUAACUAUAGUUAUGGAUAUUAAUUUGUAUAUUGAUAGUUGAGGAUAUAAAUCCCCGAUCCAUAAUAGUUAUGGAUAUUAUAUUGUAUUUGCCCUAAAAAAUACAAACUUUAUCCACUUUCUCAUUUAUGUUACACAAUUUUCCACAUGUCAUUUAUAUAACAACAUUACAACAUUAAAGUUUUUGGUUAAUGGUUAACAGAAAAUAAGCGAUUGUGGUGACAAUUUAUAAAUCAAUCCACAAAUUCAAUCCAUCCGGUUAAAUAUCAAACUAAUCCAAUCCAUUUUAUCCAAAUGAAAAAUUACAAUUUAGUAACUAUAUUUUUUCUAUUUUACAUUUUCAUACCUAAAAUUUAUUUAUCAUUAUGACAUUUUAGUACAUAAACUAUUCAAAAUUUACAUAUUGGUCUAAGACUUGGAUGUCAUCUGGAUCCAUGGAUCAAUCAACCAAUCCAUAUGAUCCAUAGAUUUACCAAUCUAAUCCACCGAUCUAUGGAUCCAAUUCGUUUUUUUUUUUUGUCUACAUUACCCUUUCAAAUAAGAUGAGUUAAGGGUAGGGUACCACAGUAGUAGAUACCUCCAUUGAAUUACAAACCAAGAAGAUACAAGAAAUCAUAAAGAUCAUAAUGGAAGCCAGGAUAACGAAGGGCAUUCCGUGCCACAAAAUGCGCAGCCCGAUUCUCUUGUCGAGUAGUGUACAUGAACUGUACUAAUGGUAGAUGACACAAAAGACUAGGAACUUCUCUGAGGAUUGCUCCGCCCCGAGAAUCAGACAUGGUACGAGUCACCAGUUGAUGGAUAACAUGUUGUGCAUCACUUGUAAUGAGCAUCGGUCGGGUGGUCCAACCCCAAUGGAGAAGAAGGUAUAGUGCCUCACGGACCGCCAACAACUCAAUUAAAUAAGAGUUGGUAUUUGAUGGUAUUGUCCUUUCAGAAGCAAAGAUUGAAGAAGAUUCGUGGAAUCCGACAAUAUCAACAGAUAAUAAAGUCAGCUAUAGAUCCAAUUCAAUUGUUACCUCUAGGCAAUGAUGACAUAAUUGAUGACGUGAAAAAUUUAUUAGUAAAAUGAACAGAUAAUAAAGUCAGCUUGCUCACUUGGCAAAAAUUGUUAUUAAAAAGGAAAAAUAAUAUAAAAAAGCAAAAUUAAAUUACUCUCUCCCCUAUCUCUCUCCCCGUGAGACAUUUAGAAUUUAUCCUCUCUUUCCUUGACAUAGAGAAGAUAACUCACCACCACUGUCACCCUCAGCUACCGAUUUGAUAUCUUCCCUAAUACUUGACGGUGUCGACAGAUGAGAAAGUUAUGCUUCUGUAUCUGGGGAUUGCACUAGGGACAAUGACACCCUUGGCGGGUCGACUUUCCCCGGCUUGCUCCCUAUCGGAUCUACGAAGGGACAAGAUACUAUGACAACGCCCUAUUUGUUGUUAGAGUAACAACAAACUUCAUUAAGAACAUAAGAGUAAAAUAAAAAAAAAAUUAAUUAAUUAAAAUUUAAAUUAACCACUUUCUCGACUCAUAUUCACUCUCCCUCUUUGUCUCCGAUAUUAGUCCUCUUCAUCUCUGCAUCUCUGCAUUCCACCCUCUUUGUCUGCAUAUAAAAAUUGCUCUGCAUCUCUGCAUUCCAACCUCUUUGUCUCCGACAAUAGUCCUCUUCUUCUCUGACGACAAACUCUCUCCAGCUCUUCUCCCUCACCGACAUAAUGGCAGAAAAAUUGCAAUUCACUUUGAUUCUUUCUCCGUUUGUCACCAUUCUUUCUCGACAUAAGAUAUGGCAGUGGACUCUAGAAGAAAUCAGCUCUGUCGUCGAGGAAAUCGAGAGAGGAUGAACUGGAGAAAUCCGAAUCCCAAAAUCCAGCGCUCCUCUCCGGAUCAGCAAUAAUCGCUCUCAUGCUGCUCUCAUGUUGCCUGUGAACCCGUGCAAGCGAAGCGGUGCAUUUUGACGCCCAUCUUGAGUUCACGGACGCGUUUCAGAGUUCACGGCCGUGAACUGACCACAAUCCCUAUUUAAAAGAAGAGCUGAAAGGAAGAGAGAGAAGGGAGCCCAUUGAGUGGGAAAGUCUUAUUCUUCAUAUUUUAGUGAGAGAAAGACGAACCAAAGGAGGAGAAGGCUAGGGUUUUGCUCCAAGUGUGGAUUAGGGAAGAUUCUCCCCAAGAGAAGUUCAACACAAGUGCCAAGAAGAUUGGAAGCCUCCUUCACCAAGAGGGCCGAGUGAGGGAGUAAGUCAACCAUUGAUUGCCUAAACCGAGAGGGCCGAGUUACAACCUAUAAUGUAUCCCUCGGUUUAGCAAUCGAGAGUGUGGUUACCACCAUAUUUGCGUCCCCUAGCGUUUCGCGGUCAUCUUUCCCAUAGCAAUUGAUAGACCGUUAGUUACACAUGUUUUCACCCCUGUUCUUACACCGUUUGAGAUGUGGUUUCUCGUGUUUUAGACCGAUUUCACGCUAGGUUGUGCUUGUUUGUGAUAUUUCAGGUCCUGGCAAGUGAAUGAAGGUUUAGGAGCGAGUUCGGGGUCGAUUGGGCGAAGAUCGGGCACAAGACAAGUUGCAAAGGAAGUCACACGGGCUACCCUGAUGUUCACACGGCCGUGCAAGAGGCCAGUCUGGCCGUGUGACAUUCUGCGAGAGCAGACACAGGCAAAGCAGAAGAUCGACACGGCCGUGCAAGAGGCCAGUCUGGCCGUGUGGAAUUCUGCGUGAGCAAACACGGGCAAAAAGGAAGUUCACACGGCCGUGCCACUUGUGCCGUGCAAAGAGCCUGGAAUUCGAACUAAUUGGAACGCAGCGUUUUGACUCACACGGGCAACUGGGUAAGCCACACGGCCGUGCCACCCUGGCCGUGUGAGUCGGGAUUUUCUGCUUAAAACCCGAUUUUCAGCCAAAGGAGAAGAGGAGAGCUGGGUUUUGGAUCCCAAACACCCAAGGGACGAACCAAAGAGAGAGAGGGCGAUUUGAGGGCAUUCUUGGAGUGGAGUUGGAGGAUUUCUUCGCCUUGGAAGCUCGAGGAACAAGCCCGGACUUGAAGACUGAUCAUCUAAAGAUUCUUACUGCAGUCUCUCUCUUCUCUAUGGAGUAACUUCCCUUCACUUAGGUUUUGAGGAACCCUAGCUAUGUUUGUUUGAUUGGAUGAUUGUAUGAUUACUCUGACUUGAUAAUCUUGAGUUCAUAUUCAAUCUAUGCAUGUUUUCAUGAUUCACUUCUGCUUUAGUCGAGAUUAUUGAUUCUGCUUUGAUUCUAUGAGAGGGAAUACCUGAUUAGGUCAAUAGAGCACCAUAGAUUGAUAGUAGUGGAUCGAUUGCUUUAGUCGAGGGUUGAUUCACUGCUUUGUAUCGAUUGAGAACCUCUUUCGAUAGAGGGAGUCUAGUUCAGAACGCCUUGAUCAGUUGUUCUAGAGAAGGAUACGUCCCUCUAGGCAAUUGACUCAAGAGGGCCUUGUUCCUUUAGUCGAGACUCAAGGUCUAGUCAAGGAUUCUCCGCAUUGUGAAUGAAAGUGAAACAAGUUAGAAAUCAUCAAUCGUUAGUCUGGCUAGUGGCUAGGGGGAAUCAUACCUAAGUGAGUUCCCAACUUGUAAUUAGAUUAACUUUAACUGUAGUUUGCUAGAGUAGUUUUAGUUCUUUCAUCUUAAUCUGAUUUGCUAAAUAAUAAACUGAAGCUGAGUAAUAGUAACUCUAGAGACCCGUGGAUUCGAUAUUUAUCACUUGAGCCACUAUACUGCAGUCCCUUUCAUUGGUUACACUUGGCCUUUGUUAGGUAUUGUGUCGUAGCGAGUCAAGUUUUUGGCGCCGUUGCCGGGGACUUUCUAGAGUAUUAGGAAAGGCAGAAGUUUGUUACUUUAGCGUUUUUCGUUUCUUUUCUUUUCCACCCUUGCUUUUCACUUGGGUGUUUUUGUUUUUGUUGGUGCAGAUCUGAAUCAUGGAUCCUAAUGGCUUCUCCAAUCAUUGGGGGUAUCCACCACCAUCUGGGUGGUAUUACCCCGAGACUCCGUGGAGCAAUCAAGGCGGAGAAGACUAUGGAUUUGGGUUCCAGUACCAACCCCCUUACUACGGAGAACAACCGGACCCCUGGGCAUAUCAAGAACAACCUCAUUAUCAAGAAGAAUUUCUCCCACAACCAGAAGGGCCAUCAGCGCUGGAGUUACUCAUGGAGCAGUUUGCUCGAGACUGUGAGAGAACAUGCUCCAGGAUGGAUCAGUGUGUCCAGGCCUAUCGUGAAACAGAGGAGAUCCUCCUGAGCCUUAAGAAGAGCGUCGAUGAUCUUGAGCGAUCUUGGGCACAACCUGCUCCAGAUCACCCUUCUGCUACCAUACUAGAAGAGGAGGAGGAAGAAGAAGGCUACAAGGACAUUGUGGAAUACACAGAAGUUUUCACGGAGAGCUCCCGUGAUGGUCAUGAUCAGGAAUGUCCUGUCGUAGCCGACCACACCUUCCCACACCCUAAACUGAGCUUUGAAGAGGCGGGCAUGAGUGAGGAGAUGCAAGAAGAUCUCAUGAAAGAAAUUGCUUGGCAACUUGCUCUCCAAUCCGUGCUAGAAGAAGAAGAGCAAGAAAGGGUGCAGAAAGAAGUUGUGGAGGAUGGCGAAAGUGAAGCUGGAGAAGUUCUUGAUCAUUUCCCAGGGGUGAUACCACAUGAAGAAGGAAGGGAGGUUAAAGAAGCAAUUGGCGUCCAGGCUAAGGAUGAAGUUGAGGUGGAAGAGGCCUGCACCGGCCAUGAGUUACAUGUGAUAUCUCCACCAAACUUCGAGGAACUACUUAGCAAGGACCCAUUUGCAGUGUCUCUUUGCCAGACCAAGGCCACCUUGACAUCGGUCCCUCUUGGUGGACGCGAUGGUGGCCAAUCGAUGCUGUCUUAUCUGGUUUGGGGCAAUGAUACGAGAGAAGAGAAGAAGAGGUCUCGAGGGUGGAGACUUCAUCUGCAUCAAGUACAUGAGCCUUCAUCACCUGCCACACCACAUGCUCGUGACUUGAGACUCCACCUCAUCGACGAGAACCUCAACUUCAAGGAGGUUCUAGCAUGGACCGAAACUUAGGAGCCAUCGUCCGGCUCACGACGUGAAAGAAGCGCUUGUUGGGAGGCAACCCAACCAGUCGGUUUGCAUUUCUGUCUCUAUUUCUCCUCGGUUGAGUCAGUUUGCUAUUUGAUUUUAGAGUCAAUAACUCAACCUUUGUGAGAUUUUGUGUGGUGUUUGUGUUCUGAUUACUCUCUCUUUCUGGAUGGCACCUCCUGACCCGUUCAUCAUCAUUCACCCUUGAUCUGGUAACUUUGUUCUACCCUCCUUAUCUUUCCUCCAUUGAGGACAAUGUCGUGCUUAAGUGUGGGGGGAUGUUCGAUUAUGUAUGCGGGUGAAUGUUUGGCUGUUUGUGUGCUUGGAGCCUAGUCCACUGUCCAAAUUUCUAAAUUUGAGGGCUCCAAGUACGUGUUUGCUUGCAAUUGCCUGCUCAGUAUGAUUUGAAUUGACAGUCUUUAUAGUAAUAUGCAACCUAGGGAGGUAGUGUAGCACUAUGGAGGAUGUUGAUGCAUUUAAGAAGUCUCAUGUCUUCUUCAUAUUGAGUUGGUUGAUUGAGUGAAUUAGUGAUCUUAGGACCCUUGAAUUGUGUGGUGUUGUGGAUUCUCUGCCUGUCAUGGACUCUUGUAUCAUGUUUUGAAAAUAACAGGUGCUCGAAAAUGUGCUUCAAAAUAAACGUCUCCCGUGCGA
This is a messenger RNA of Linum trigynum, 6869 nucleotides long. NCBI's taxonomy places the organism in Eukaryota, Viridiplantae, Streptophyta, Magnoliopsida, Malpighiales, Linaceae. The record is from the annotation of a GenBank genome assembly.